Messenger RNA from Pezoporus flaviventris, 2379 nucleotides. Its product is annotated as mitogen-activated protein kinase kinase kinase 12-like. Gene Ontology annotation, biological process: protein autophosphorylation. The record is from RefSeq and is a predicted model, not a curated record. Gene Ontology annotation, molecular function: ATP binding; JUN kinase kinase kinase activity. Lineage: Eukaryota; Metazoa; Chordata; Aves; Psittaciformes; Psittacidae.
CCCGCCAUGGCCUGCCUGCACGAGACGCGGACGCCGUCGCCGUCGCUGGCGCUGGGCUCGGACGGGACCCCCGAGCAGGAGCUCACCCCCACGCAGUGCGUGCUCCGGGACGUGCUGCCCCCCGCGCCCGCGCCCCCCCCGGGCCCCGCCGCGGCCCCCCCCGAGCCCCCGCGGCCCCUGCCCGCCCCGGCCGCGCAUCUGCGGUGCCAGGCGGGGGGGGGGGGGCUCCUGGAGGGGCUCUUCGGGUGCCUGAAGCCCGUGUGGAGCAUGAUCGGGAAGGCGUACAGUGCGGAGAGCAAGAGCCAGCAGGAGGACCCCUGGGAGGUGCCGUUCGAGGAGAUCCUGGACCUGCAGUGGGUGGGCAGUGGGGCGCAGGGCGCCGUGUUCCUGGGCCGCUUCCACGGCGAGGAGGUGGCCGUGAAGAAGGUUCGGGACCUGAAGGAGACCGACAUCAAGCACCUGCGCAAGCUGAAGCACCCCAACAUCAUCACCUUCAAGGGGGUGUGCACCCAGGCACCCUGCUACUGCAUCAUCAUGGAGUUCUGCGCCCAGGGGCAGCUCUACGAGGUGCUGCGCGCCGGGCGCAAGGUCACCCCGUCCCUGCUGGUCGACUGGUCCAUGGGCAUCGCCGGCGGCAUGAACUACCUGCACCUGCACAAGAUCAUCCACCGCGACCUCAAGUCGCCCAACAUGCUCAUCACCUACGACGACGUGGUGAAGAUCUCGGACUUCGGCACCUCCAAGGAGCUCAUCGACAAGAGCACCAAGAUGUCCUUCGCCGGCACCGUGGCCUGGAUGGCGCCCGAGGUCAUCCGCAACGAGCCCGUCUCCGAGAAGGUCGACAUCUGGUCCUUCGGGGUGGUGCUGUGGGAGCUGCUGACCGGGGAGAUCCCCUACAAGGACGUGGACUCCUCGGCCAUCAUCUGGGGCGUGGGCAGCAACAGCCUCCACCUGCCCGUGCCCACCGGAUGCCCCGACGGCUUCAAGGUGCUGCUGCGCCAGUGCUGGAACAGCAAGCCCCGGAACCGGCCCUCGUUCCGGCAGAUCCUGCUGCACCUCGACAUCGCCUCCGCCGACGUCCUGUCCACCCCGCAGGAGACGUACUUCAAAUCACAGGCCGAGUGGCGCGAGGAGGUGAAGCUGCACUUCGAGAAGAUCAAGUCGGAGGGGACGUGUCUGCACCGGCUGGAGGAGGAGCUCAUCAACCGCCGGCGCGAGGAGCUCCGGCACGCGCUGGACAUCCGGGAGCACUACGAGCGCAAGCUGGAGCGCGCCAACAACCUGUACAUGGAGCUGAGCGCGCUCAUGCUGCAGCUCGAGCUCAAGGAGAAGGAGCUGCUCAGGCGGGAGCAGGCUCUCGAGAAGCGGUACCCGGGGCUCUUCAAGCCGCGGGCGCCGCGGGGGCUCCUGCACGGGAACGCGGUCGAGACCCUCAUCAAGAAGAGGAACGUCCCGCAGAAGCUCUCCCCCCACGGCAAGCGCCCCGACCUCCUGAAGCCGGAGCUGCUCCUGCCCAAGCUGGACGCGGCCAUGGCGCAGGUGGCGCUGCCCUCCUGCCCCCGGGGCCCCCCUCGCCGCAGCCGCCGCUCCAAGGGCCGGCACCGCAAAGCGGGGCCGCGGGGGGGCUGCGGGGAGCCCCAACCCCCCCCCCGCGGGGCUCCCCCCCCGGCUUCCCCCCCCGGCCCCGACCUCCUCGGGGGGACCCUGGAGGCGGCGCCUCCGGAUGCGGGACGCGGGGGGGGCGGAGGCGGCGGCCCCCGGGACCCCCCCCCCGCAGGUGCCCCCCCCCCGGGGGAGCCCGAGCGGGAGAGCGCGGCCGCGAGGGGGGGCCGGGGGGGGCCCGCGCAGCACCUGACCCCCGCGGCGCUGCUCUACCGGGCGGCAGUGACCAGAGGGCAGAAGCGGGGGGUGUCCUCAGAGGAAGAGGAGGGUGAAGUGGACAGCGAGGUGGAGCUGCCGCUGCGGCAGAGGUGGCCCCCGGCCAUGAGCCAGCGCCCGUCGCUCUCCACCUUCAGCUCCGAGAACUUCUCGGAUGGGGGACGGGGACGGGGACGGGAGGGGCUGACGAGCGAGGCCUCCCCCAGCGCCACCCCCGACGUGGGCAGCACCAACACGGACGAGCGCCCGGACGAGCGCUCCGAGGAUUUGCUCUCGCAGGGCUCCGAGAUCCCCAUGGACGCCGCCCCCCACGACGGCCCCGCGCGCCCCAAGGUCUCCGAGGACUCGGACUGCGACAGCGCGGAGCUGGAUCACUCAGGCAGCGGCGAGGGCCCCCCCCGGCCCACGGCCCCCCCCGGCCUGUGACCUGCAUCCCCCCGCACCCCCCCCACUUGUACAGCCCCAUAUAUUUAUAUAAAUAUCUAUGGAUCUCUAGAGGAA